This is a messenger RNA of Scomber scombrus (Atlantic mackerel), 2267 nucleotides long. RefSeq names its product flavin-containing monooxygenase 5-like. The transcript has 9 exons. The record is from RefSeq and is a predicted model, not a curated record. Bases 8 to 1678 code for a protein of 556 amino acids. Gene Ontology annotation, molecular function: flavin adenine dinucleotide binding; NADP binding; N,N-dimethylaniline monooxygenase activity. Lineage: Eukaryota; Metazoa; Chordata; Actinopteri; Scombriformes; Scombridae.
CUGAAGUAUGACCCGUCGUGUGGCAGUGAUCGGGGGAGGUAGUUCAGGUCUGGCCUGUAUCAAAUGCUGCCUGGAUGAGGGGCUGGAGCCUGUCUGCUUCGAAAGCAGCGAUGACAUUGGUGGUCUGUGGAGGUUUAAGGAGAAUCCUGAGCCAGACCGGGCCAGCAUCUACCACUCUGUCAUCAUCAACACCUCCAAGGAGAUGAUGUGUUUCAGCGAUUUUCCCAUCCCUGCACAUUUCCCCAACUUCAUGCACAACUCCCUCAUCAUGGACUACUUUCGGAUGUAUGCUGAUCACUUCCAGCUCACCAAGCACAUACGCUUAAAUACCAAAGUCUUGCGGGUGAAGCAGAGAUCAGAUUUUUCUCGUUCAGGCCAGUGGGAUGUUGAGACAGAGAACAAGGAUGGCAAAAAGGAGAAACACAUAUUUGAUGCUGUGAUGAUCUGUAUUGGUCAUCACUGCAAUCCCAACAUGCCUGUCCAUGACUUCCCAGGCAUUGAUACUUUCCAGGGAAAAUACUUCCACAGUCGAGACUACAAGACUCCUGAAGAGUGGAGGGAAAAAAAGGCCGUAGUGAUUGGAAUAGGAAACUCUGGAGGAGACAUAGCAGUGGAGCUGAGCAGAGUCACCAAGCAGCUCUACCUGAGCACUCGAAGGGGAGCCUGGAUCCUGAACAGAGUUGGCGACAAUGGCUUGCCCCUUGAUAUGCUUUUCAACAGGGCGGUGAAUUCAAUACGGACAAUCCUUCCCUUUGGUUUUUUCUGUUGUCUUGGAGAGGCAACACUCAACCGAAGAUUUGACCAUAGUCUGUACAAUCUAAAGCCAAAGCACAGAUUGUUCAGCCAGCAUCCCACAGUGAACGAUGACCUGCCCAACCGCAUCCUAUCUGGAACAGUUCAGGUGAAACCCAACAUCCGCAGAUUUCAAGGGUCCAGUGUGGAGUUUGAGGAUGGAAGUGUAGUGGAAGAUGUUGACCUGGUGGUCUUUGCCACAGGUUACAAGUUUUCCUUUCCAUUCCUGGCCUCACAAGUUGUCUCAGUGACUGAAAACAAAGCAUCUCUGUACAAGUAUGUGUUUCCUCCUGAGAUGGACUGCCCCACUCUGGCUAUCAUUGGUUUAGUACAGCCACUGGGAGCCAUCAUGCCCAUCUCUGAGAUGCAGGCCAGAUGGGCCACACGUGUCUUCAAAGGCUGCACCAAGCUUCCCUCAGCAACCGCGAUGCUUAAGGAAAUCGAGUGCAAGAAGGAGAUGAUGGCUACAAGGUAUGUCACCAGUCAGAGACACACCAUCCAGGUUGAUUAUCUCAACUACAUGGAUGAGAUAGCAGAGGUGGUGGGGGUUCGACCCAGCAUCUCAAGACUGCUGUUGACUGAUCCCAGGCUGGGACUGAAUCUGAUGUUUGGUCCUAGCACCCCGUACCAGUAUCGUCUCAGAGGGCCAAGAAAGUGGGCCGGGGCCCGUCAGGCCAUCCUGACUCAGUGGGAGAGAGUGGCUAAACCCAUGCAGACCAGGCCCUGUGAUGAGCCCAAAGCCAAGAGAUCACUGAAGUGGCCUCUGAUUCUUUCAGCUGCUGCUGUGGGUUUGGCUGCAUAUGUUAACAGGAACAGCCUUCCAACUUUCCUACAAGAUCCCACAGCACUGUUGGACAGGAUAAAGGUGUACCUGCCUGCACAGUGAUGUGCAAUUAAUACUCAAACCCUUUCAGCUGUGAUUAGUCUUCUCUUUUAACACAUUUGUCACACAUGAAUGUAGUUUUAUACAAUACCACUGCCUCUCCUGAAGUGGACAAUAUGCAUAUAUAUGGAACAUGAGUCUAUUUCACUAAAUGAUAGCUUCAAACUGUUUCACUAUAUAAAAAGAUAUUAUUCAACAUAUUACAUUGGGUGAUUGUUUGAAUCUGGAUUUAACCUUUAAAGUAUUUAAUGCCAAUAUGUAUUGGAGCAGAACUUUUGGAAGAAAUGUGUAUAGUGCUUUUGUGUAGGUUGCGAUUUUAACUCAACAUAUUAGAAAAGUGGUGUAAUUUAUAACUAAACAGUUGUAAACACAUGUAACUUGCAAUAUGAAAAUCUGUGAUUCUUGUAUACUUAAUGGCUGAAUGCAUUAUAUGUAGAAUCAUUGUAUUCAUCACUGUCAUAUUUCCUUACAGAAUAUUUUUAUCAACCUCACAACAGUAAUAAUAAUGAUAAUGGAAAACUACAUGUAACUUCUUGAAGAGUGCAACACAUGAUGACUGCUACAAUAAACAGUGAUACAAUACCUGACCAAA